This is a messenger RNA of Colletotrichum karsti, 1485 nucleotides long. Its product is annotated as DNA damage-inducible protein 1. Gene Ontology annotation, molecular function: aspartic-type endopeptidase activity; protein binding. Gene Ontology annotation, biological process: proteolysis. The transcript is spliced from 3 exons. The record is from RefSeq and is a predicted model, not a curated record. Lineage: Eukaryota; Fungi; Ascomycota; Sordariomycetes; Glomerellales; Glomerellaceae.
CUGAACCUGUACCGUACACUUCGCAUUCGCAACCGUGAAACUCGACUGGCUCGUGACGAUAGCAAGCCUUACGUUGCCCUCCAACUCUGCAAGAAGUAUCGCGUUACCUUCUACUUCUCACAAAGCCUACACACUACUCUACACACCUUCAAACACGCCAGAGAUCCCUCGCAGCAGGCACAACCGCCCAACAUGCGUAUCACACUAAGCAUAACGAAUCCCGAGAUCGAGGACCAAGAUCUUCUGACCUUGGAGAUCUUCCCCGACAUGCCCGUUUCCACCCUCCGCGAAGCCAUCCAAGCCGAGACCCAAAUCCAACCCACAUCUCAACACCUAUACCACAACGGCCGUCUGAUUCAAGAUGACAGUCAGACGAUGGAACAGAUGCAAAUUACCGAUGGCGAUAUGUUGGCCUUGCACGUAAGGGAUAUGCGGGGAAGCACCGGUGUCCCCGAUCAGGGCAGGAGAGGCCAACAACAGCGUCGACGCCCCGGCGGUCAAGAUCCUGAGCUCAUCCGUCUCCAAAUCUUGGGCGACCCGAAUCUGCGGGCCGAGGCCACUCGUCAGCAACCCCAGUUGGCUGCUGCACUCGAAGAUCCCCAACGGUUCGCCCAGCUCUUCAACGAUAGCUACGAUCGGGAGCAGCGUGAGCGUGAAGAGAGACAGAGGGAGAUCGCACGGCUCAACGACGACCCAUUCGACAUCGAGGCGCAAGCUAAAAUCGAAGAGAUGAUUCGCCAGGAGCGAGUCAUGGAGAAUCUGCAGAACGCAAUGGAGCACAACCCCGAAGUUUUUGGAAGAGUUCACAUGCUGUAUGUGGACGUAGAGGUCAACGGCCACAGAGUGAAGGCAUUGGUCGAUUCUGGAGCUCAGGCCACUAUUAUGUCUCCAGCAUGUGCCGAGGCGUGCGGUAUCAUGCGACUUGUCGACAAGCGUUUUGCUGGAGUUGCUCGCGGAGUUGGCACGGCAAACAUCAUUGGCCGUGUGCACUCUGCUCAGAUCAAGGUCGGCACAAUGUUCUUGCCUUGCAGCUUCACCGUCAUGGAAGGAAAGCAGGUGGAACUUCUUCUCGGUCUUGACAUGCUUAAGCGAUACCAAGCUAGCAUUGACCUCGCCAAGGACAAACUCAUCAUUCAGGGUGAGGAGGUGCCCUUCCUGGGCGAAGCCGAGAUUCCGAAGGAGAGCGAGGAAGCAUUGGAAGAAGAGCCAAGACUACCUGGACCUGCUGGCACCACUAUCGGCCAGCGGUCUGGUGUUGUCAGUGGUCCGGGUGCGGCAAGUACGGGUGCCGCACAACAAGCUCCGGCUCAACAAGGCGGAUCGGUGCCGACGACGGCGCCGCCCCAAGCAAGUGGCGCGGGCUUUUCCGAGGAGCAAAUCUCUCAGCUCAUGGCUCUGGGUUUCCCGCGAGAGGCUGCCAUCAAUGCGUUACAAGCCACGGGCGGCAACGUUGAGCUGGCUGCCGGUUUGUUGUUCGGGGCGUAG